AUGGAUCCGCCGGCGGGAGCCGCUCACCGCCUGCUCUGCCCCGCGCUGCUGCUGCUGCUGCUGCUGCUGCCGCCGCUCCUGCUGCCGCCGCCGCCCGCGGACGCCCGGCUCGCCGCCGCCGCCGCCGACCCCCCAGGAGGGCCCCUGGGGCACGGAGCGGAGCGCAUCCUGGCGGUGCCGGUGCGCACUGACGCCCAGGGCCGCUUGGUGUCCCACGUGGUGUCGGCGGCGUCUGCCCAGGCUGGGGUACGCGCCCGCAGGGCCGCCCCUGACCAGACCCCGGGCUUACCUGGAGGCAACGAGGAGGACCCCGGCGGCCGCCUCUUCUACAAUGUCACAGUCUUCGGCCGAGACCUGCACCUGCGGCUGCGGCCCAAUGCCCGCCUCGUGGCGCCCGGGGCCACGGUGGAGUGGCAAAGCGAGUCGGGCGCCACCCGCGUGGAGCCCCUGCUCGGGACGUGCCUCUAUGUCGGAGACGUGGCGGGCCUGGCUGAAGCCUCCUCCGUGGCGCUCAGCAACUGCGACGGGCUCGCUGGCCUGAUCCGUAUGGAAGAGGAGGAGUUCUUCAUCGAGCCCUUGGAGAAGGGGCUGGCAGCUGAGGAGGCUGAGCAGGGCCGUGUGCAUGUGGUGUAUCGCCGGCCACCCACUCCCAGAUCCCCUACUCUGGGGGGGCCACAGGCCCUGGACACAGGGCCCCCCCCGGGCAGCCUGGAUAACCUCAGCCGUGCCCUGGGUGUCCUGGAGGAGCGUGUCAAUGGCUCGAGGCGCAGAGCGAGAAGGCACGCUGCAGAUGGUGACUACAACAUCGAGGUUCUGCUGGGUGUGGAUGACUCUGUGGUCCAGUUCCAUGGGAAGGAGCAUGUGCAGAAGUACCUGCUCACGCUCAUGAACAUCGUCAAUGAAAUCUAUCAUGACGAGUCCUUGGGGGCCCACAUCAAUGUCGUGUUGGUGCGGAUAAUCCUGCUUAGCUACGGGAAGUCCAUGAGCCUCAUUGAGAUUGGGAACCCCUCUCAGAGCCUGGAGAACGUCUGCCGCUGGGCUUACCUCCAGCAGAAGCCGGACACAGGUCACGAUGAAUACCACGAUCACGCCAUCUUCCUCACAAGGCAGGACUUCGGGCCUUCGGGCAUGCAAGGCUAUGCUCCUGUCACCGGGAUGUGCCACCCCGUCCGUAGCUGCACUCUGAACCACGAGGAUGGCUUCUCCUCGGCAUUCGUGGUGGCCCACGAGACCGGCCAUGUGCUGGGCAUGGAGCACGAUGGGCAGGGCAACCGCUGUGGUGACGAGGUGCGGCUGGGCAGCAUCAUGGCGCCGCUGGUGCAGGCAGCCUUCCACCGCUUCCACUGGUCCCGCUGCAGCCAGCAGGAGCUGAGCCGCUACCUGCACUCCUAUGACUGCCUGCGGGAUGACCCCUUUGCCCACGACUGGCCGGCGCUGCCCCAGCUCCCAGGGCUGCAUUACUCCAUGAACGAGCAGUGCCGCUUCGACUUCGGCCUGGGCUACAUGAUGUGCACGGCAUUCCGGACCUUCGACCCCUGCAAACAGCUGUGGUGCAGCCACCCUGACAAUCCCUACUUUUGCAAGACAAAGAAGGGCCCCCCCCUGGACGGGACCAUGUGUGCACCUGGCAAGCACUGCUUUAAAGGACACUGCAUCUGGCUGACGCCUGACAUUCUCAAACGAGAUGGCAACUGGGGCGCCUGGAGUCCGUUCGGCUCCUGCUCACGCACCUGCGGCACAGGUGUGAAGUUCAGGACCCGCCAGUGUGACAACCCACACCCAGCCAAUGGGGGUCGCACCUGCUCUGGCCUUGGCUAUGACUUCCAGCUGUGCAACCCCCAGGACUGCCCUGACACCCUGGCUGACUUCCGCGAGGAGCAGUGCCGCCAGUGGGACCUGUACUUCGAGCACGGUGACGCCCAGCACCACUGGCUGCCCCACGAGCACCGGGAUGCCAAGGAGAGAUGUCACCUCUACUGCCAGUCCAAGGAGACCGGGGAGGUGGUGUCCAUGAAGCGUAUGGUGCACGAUGGGACACGCUGCUCCUACAAGGACGCCUUCAGCCUCUGUGUGCGUGGGGAGUGCAAGAAGGUGGGCUGUGAUGGAGUGAUCGGCUCCAGCAAGCAGGAAGAUAAGUGUGGCGUGUGCGGAGGGGACAACACCCACUGCAAAGUGGUCAAGGGGACGUUCACACGCUCCCCCAAGAAGCUCGGUUACAUCAAGAUGUUUGAGAUUCCGGCAGGAGCCAGGCACCUGCUCAUCCAGGAGGCAGACACUACCAGCCACCACCUGGCCGUCAAGAACCUGGAGACAGGCACGUUCAUUUUAAAUGAAGAGAAUGAUGUGGACCCCAAUUCCAAAUCCUUCAUUGCUAUGGGCGUGGAGUGGGAGUACCGGGAUGAGGACGGCCGGGAGACGCUGCAGACCAUGGGCCCUCUCCACGGCACCAUCACCGUUCUGGUCAUCCCGCAGGGAGACGCCCGGAUCUCACUGACGUACAAGUACAUGAUCCACGAGGACUCGCUCAACGUAGACGGCAACAAUGUCCUGGAAGACGACUCUGUGGGCUACGAGUGGGCCCUGAAGAAGUGGACUCCUUGCUCCAAGCCCUGUGGUGGAGGCUCCCAGUUCACCAAGUAUGGCUGCCGCCGGAGGCUAGACCACAAGAUGGUGCACCGAGCCUUCUGCGACGCCCUCACGAAGCCCAAAGCCAUCCGCCGGGCUUGCAACCCACAGGAGUGCUCCCAGCCAGUGUGGGUCACAGGGGAAUGGGAACCUUGCAGUCAGAGCUGUGGGCGGACGGGCACGCAGGCUCGCACCGUGCGCUGCAUACAGCUGCUGCACAACAACACCACCCGCUCCGUGCACACCAAACACUGCAAUGACGCCCGGCCCGAGGGCCGCCGGGCCUGCAACCGUGAGCUCUGCCCUGGCCGGUGGCGGGCCGGACCCUGGUCCCAGUGCUCUGUGACCUGUGGCAAUGGUACCCAGGAGCGGCCAGUGCUCUGCCGAACGGCGGAUGACAACUUCGGGGUCUGCCAGGAGGAACGGCCUGAGACAGCCAGGAUCUGCCGGCUGGGCCCCUGUCCCCGAAACAUCUCUGAUCCUUCCAAGAAGAGCUACGUGGUUCAGUGGCUGUCCCGACCGGACCCCGACUCUCCAGUCCAGAAGACCUCGUCAAAGGCCCGCUGCCAAGGCGACAAGUCAAUGUUCUGUAGGAUGGAAGUCUUGUCGCGCUAUUGCUCCAUCCCAGGCUACAACAGGCUGUGCUGCAGAUCCUGUAACCUGCACGACAACCUCACCGAUGUGGAUGACAGGGCGGAGCUGCCACCUGGGAAGAACAAUGACAUUGAAGACCUCGUGCCCACCCUCCCGGUGCCCACCCUCGUCAUGGAGGUGCGGCCUCCGCCGGGCACGCCCUUGCAGGUGCCUCUCAAUGCCUCUAGCGCCAACGGCACUGAGGAUCACCCAGAUACCAACGCAGUCGACGUGCCCUACAAAAUCAACGGCCUGGAUGAGGAAGGCCAGCCGCCCAACCUGAUCCCUCGACGACCGAGCCUGUAUGAAAAGACCAGAAACCAGAGAAUCCAAGAGCUCAUCGAUGAGAUGAGGAAGAAAGAGAUGCUCGGGAAGUUCUAA
Messenger RNA from Puma concolor (puma), 3639 nucleotides. RefSeq names its product ADAM metallopeptidase with thrombospondin type 1 motif 2 (gene ADAMTS2). Gene Ontology annotation, biological process: proteolysis; extracellular matrix organization. Gene Ontology annotation, molecular function: zinc ion binding; metalloendopeptidase activity. NCBI's taxonomy places the organism in Eukaryota, Metazoa, Chordata, Mammalia, Carnivora, Felidae. The record is from RefSeq and is a predicted model, not a curated record.